AUGCUCGAGAUAUUCGGAUCGAGUAAUUAUUCCGAUGAAUCCCCGCCUUACGCAAGUACAUCCAACGAUAGGACGCGUGGAUAUGGUGGUGAUGCACCUAUGCAUCACCACGAGCGAAGUAACUCAAAGGAUCGGGAUAACACUGGUGCCAGUGCUCAUGCUGACACCAAUCAAGAGUCCAGGGACAGCAAUGUCCUGCGCCACGCUCCUCAAGUGGAGUCUCGUUGGCUGCCGUCAGCCAGAGAGCUGGAUCGAGUGGCCGGCAUGACCACCGACCCGGUAUCGAAUCCCGUUAUUCGAUUGCAGGAAGAUUUGCCCACCUAA
Molecule: messenger RNA, 324 nt
Organism: Peronospora matthiolae
Lineage: Eukaryota; Oomycota; Peronosporomycetes; Peronosporales; Peronosporaceae
Source: the annotation of a GenBank genome assembly